AUGGCCGAGGGCUCCUGUGGGAUCUGCUUGGACGACCUCAAGAACCCCGUGUCCACUCCGUGCGGUCACCUUCACUGUGAAAAGUGUCUCGUUGCGCACGUCGAGGCCAGUUCUGACGCGAUUACCGCGUCCUGUCCUUCGUGUCGCGCGGCCUUCCCCGUCGCACUACCCGACCUUCGUUUUGUCCCUGCAAAGUUCCACAGAUUCAUAAUCCCGAGUGUCCGACGCGUCUUCGUCGAUGCUCCCACCGAGUCAACCCAGGCUCUCAAGGCGAAUGUGACGCGGCUCGAGGAGCGUGUCAAAAGCCUGGAGAAGGACAAGCUGCUCCUCAUGGAGCGCUGUGAGUCCUCAAUGGCGGCGUCCUCGAAGCAUGCCGAAGGAGAGCGCGAUGCGAGGAUGGAGAGCGAGCGUCUGAAGAAGGACAUGCAGGAGCUGAGAAAGAAGUACGAGGAAGUCAAAAGGAGAUAUAAGGCGCAGAAGGAGACGUGA
Fomitopsis serialis is the source of this 489-nucleotide messenger RNA. RefSeq lists its product as uncharacterized. The record is from RefSeq and is a predicted model, not a curated record. Bases 1 to 489 code for a protein of 162 amino acids. The transcript has 3 exons. Lineage: Eukaryota; Fungi; Basidiomycota; Agaricomycetes; Polyporales; Fomitopsidaceae.